CUCUAUCUAUUCUCACAGGAAAUAAUCUCACCGAUCAAUACUUUCAGUACAGAAAAUAAUCUACUGUUACCUUUGACUCGUAUCUGUGUACAUUUUUGAAAUAUAUUUAACGGUUCUUCCAUUUAAAGUGGCAUCUCAUAGAACGCGUUUAUCGUGGAGCAUUUGCAUAUACACAUAAAUAAAGGUCAUGGAUUACUCACACAACGACAUAAACUCUUCAACUAAUUAUGACGACGAGUCCCACGUGCGACAAAGACGGGUAGAUUUGGAGGAUGUCGAUCACUCGGAUGCUGGGGUGUACAAGGAGUUGGAGCGACUCCGAGGUCUGGUCGAUGUUAUCGAGGGGGAGAGAAGUGGGGGACGACAUGGAGGAGGAAUUGCCUCUUGUUUUCCAAUGACUGUGGACAAUAACGUUAUGUCAACCGUAUUCGGUCUCGUCUUUUUUACCAUCAUCACUGUCACUGUGUACGCGUUCCACAACCUUUUCAGAGCUAUUUCCAAACGGUUUUUCGAGGAAAGGGAAUCAGUUUAGACGGAGGAUGGCAUUCACCGACAACCCGGUGAUGAAGUCUCUUUGGAAAAUGUUGUCUUUGUAAUUGCAAAAUUUUUGCUCACUUUGAAUCAGUUGGAGUUUAAAUUCUCAUAAAAAGCUAAGACGUCCUGACAUAUUACGUAAUUGUGCAAAUUCCAAAAUAAACAUCAAAGCUGUGGAAAAUGUAAUUUUGUGGGACUUUUUUUGCAAUUACAUUGAACAUUAAACUAAGAUUGAAAUAGAUUUAUAGAAUUGUAAUGUAAUUGUAACGACAAAGUUGCUAACACUAAUCCUAAAACUAUUUGGACCAAUAAAUAUUUAUAUAAAAAUCAUUGUACAUA
Molecule: messenger RNA, 873 nt
Organism: Folsomia candida
Lineage: Eukaryota; Metazoa; Arthropoda; Collembola; Entomobryomorpha; Isotomidae
Exons: 3
Coding region: 188-532 (114 amino acids)
Source: RefSeq, a predicted model, not a curated record